AUGGCGCUUGUAAAUAAAGACUUGUUAGCGAAGACACCCAAGGAAGUCCUCUCAUUCAAGAUUGUCUGGUACUGCUUCAUCUUGUCUUUUUCCGGCGGCCUUCAUGGUUUCAACACCUCUAACGUGUCUGGCGUCCUUGCCAUGGUGCCCUUCAAGACAUACUUUGGCUUCAAUACAAAGAGCAAGGCUGAAGUGACUAACCUCAACGGAUGGAUCACCUCGUCGCUUCUCCUGGGUUCGUGUGUGGGUGCACUCAUGUGCGCGCCGGUCACUGACCGGCUGGGGCGCAAGAUGUCUCUCGCCAUCUUCUCGUUGAUCUUCAGUCUCUCGGCUAUCUUGAUGUCGGCCAACCCACGCGGUUCCAGCGGCGUUGCCAUAUUCAUUGCUGGCCGUGUUAUCUCAGGUCUAGGCUCCGGAGCCGCCAGUGUCAUUGGCACGGGAUAUAUUGCUGAAAUUGCCCCCAAGAGCAUCCGUGGUGGCCUUGCCGCCAUGUACAAUGCUAACACCAUGCUGGGAGUUGCGCUUGGUUACUGGAUCAAUUUUGGUUCCAUCGAGCACAUCCCUCGUACGAAGAACGCGCAGUGGCAGGUGCCCAUGGGUGUACAAGCCUUGCCAGGUAUUCUUCUCGUCGCUGGGCUCCUCCUCAUUCCUGAAAGCCCCAGAUGGCUGGUGGCACGUAAUCGCAUUGAAGAAGCGCAGCUCUCGCUCACACGUCUGCGCAGCCUACCCAUCGACCAUGAAUUUGUGCGCGAUGAAUUCAAUGAGAUUCAAGAUACGGCCACUGCAGAAGCCGAGCUCAAUGCUGGCCGUUCUUGGGCCAUUACCCGAGAGAUUUGGACACCGACCAUCCGGAAGCGUCUCAUUCUCGUCAUGGCCAUCCAGGUUUUUUUCCAAUUCUCGGGUGGAAACAUUAUCACAUACUACAAUACGUCUAUCUUGACCUCCAUCGGCCUAAAGUCUCAGCAGGCCAACUAUCUCUUCUCCGGCAUCUAUGGGCUCGUCAAAUUCCUCACAGUCUGCUUAUACUCAGGCUUCCUCAUCGACCGCUUUGGGCGUCGACCUAUGCUCUUCACUGGCUCUGCCAUGCUCAUCGGCUGCCUCACCUAUCUCGCCGCAUACCUUGCACUCGCUAACCCUGCUGCGCACGCCUCGAACAGUCCUGCUGCUUCUGGCUGGGUUGCUGUGGUCGCCAUCUACAUCUUCGCCAUUGGCUACGCAUUCUCCUGGGCUACCAUCCCCUGGAUCAUCAACGCCGAAGUCUUCCCCACUAAGAUUCGCGCCACCUGCAUGUCCAUCUGCAUCACCUGGCAGUAUCUCAUCAACUUUGCCCUGACGCGCGCCCAGCCCAAUAUGGUGGUGACGAUUCACCCGUGGGGCCCUUUCGCGCUCUUUGCAUGCGUCACCGCCGUCGCAACUGUCUACUGCUAUUUCUGCUUGCCGGAAACGAAGGGGCUUAGCAUGGAACACAUGGAUCAGCUGUUUGAUGUGCCGUGGUACCGCGUGGGAAUUGCAAGCUUGCAGAUUAUCAAGGAUAAUCAGAAUGGUGUUGCGCCCAGCCAAAGGGGACCGUUGAAAUUUGCGGAUGAGGAGAGUCUAGAGAAGAAUUCCAAGUGCGUCUACGAUGAGGUUAAAAAGUAG
Messenger RNA from Aaosphaeria arxii CBS 175.79, 1638 nucleotides. RefSeq names its product general substrate transporter. Gene Ontology annotation, cellular component: membrane. Bases 1 to 1638 code for a protein of 545 amino acids. Gene Ontology annotation, biological process: carbohydrate transport; transmembrane transport. The record is from RefSeq and is a predicted model, not a curated record. NCBI's taxonomy places the organism in Eukaryota, Fungi, Ascomycota, Dothideomycetes, Pleosporales. The transcript is spliced from 2 exons. Gene Ontology annotation, molecular function: carbohydrate:proton symporter activity.